GCCCUCCCCGUCCCCAUAUAAACAUAUUAUAUAUGAUUCGUCCGGCCUCCUCUAGCCCUUCGGUUUUAGUGAUAUAUAUCACACUACUCACUAGCUUGUAGUUAUAGUUUCUCUAUAAAACGGUCUUUUCAAUUUGGGCCUGAGGCUAAGAUCGAUGUGAAUACCUCACAGCCAUGGGAGAAAAGGGUACAACAAUAAUGGAGCUGAAGGUUGAUCUUCAGUGCCGUCACUGCUACAAGAAGGUGAAGAAGGUUCUAUGUAAAUUCCCUCAAAUACAUGAUCAGAUAUACAACGAGAAGAAAAACACUGUGACAAUCAAAGUCGUUUGCUGCUGUCCUGAAAAGACUAUGCAAAAGAUACGCUGCAAGGGUGGCAAUUGCAUUAAGUGCAUUAAGAUCGUACCACCGCCUCCGCCUCCGCCUCCGCCACCCCCGCCUCCUCCACCACCACCGCCACCGCCACCGCCUCCUUGCAAGGUCGUUCCUGUGCUUGUACCGGUUUGCCCACCGGUUUACCCGACUGGUGUGUGUUGUAGGGAAUGUUCUGAGGGUGUUAGUGGGGGCCCGUGCUUGCAAGGCCAUGGCCAACCACGCCCAUGUUAUGUGGGCUAUGGGCGGCCAGUAUGUGAUAGUUAUGGUACCUGCGGUUGCAAUAGGGGCUGCUAUGUUAGCCGCUGUGAUUACUUUUCUGAAGAAAAUCCAUCGGGAUGCACAGUCAUGUAAAUGGAUGUGCAUGCAUCAUGUAUAUGUAUCAUCAUCAUCAUCAUGAUGUCCUAGUUUCUUCGUCCGUAUUUUUGUUUUCUUUACUUUCUUCAUAGGAUUAGAAAAGAUUAAUAAGGUUGCUGGGCUGGUUAAUGUCGGUACCGGUGGACAAUUGUUAAUUUACUUGAGUGCUAUGUGAGUUGCCAUGAUAUUUAAAUAACAUGAG
Corylus avellana is the source of this 927-nucleotide messenger RNA. The record is from RefSeq and is a predicted model, not a curated record. NCBI's taxonomy places the organism in Eukaryota, Viridiplantae, Streptophyta, Magnoliopsida, Fagales, Betulaceae.